GAUUUAACCAGACUAUUCGAGAGAGACAUCGACAAACGUCUCUCCUGCUCCCGGGACGACGAUCCUUUCAAAUAAAUCGAGUAACUCUAGUAACCACAGCGUUACCGCACUGCUUCAGUUGGCAAGCUGCAUUUCAACUCGCGCCACAAGUACACGCUGCGUCUGGAGGCAGAGAAGACUGGGGGGCGCUAAUCAUACGCUUUGUACAUGACCAUGUAAUCAUGUAAUCAAAAAAGAGUAGCGUACUUCGUGGCAUGUGACUUUGUACAGAACCUUUUUGAUGAACGCAAGGCAAGUUGCCGAAUAGGGUCUGGCCAAACUAUCAGGGAAUGGUGAACAAUAUCACAGCCACCGACGCUACUCGGCGGCAGCUGGAAGGGCCUGCUCCAGAUAGAAAUCUCCUCUUCCCUGAUAUGGAAUAUGGUCAAGUUGUUUCCCGGCCGGGAUAUAAACUUCAUGAAUUUCAUCUUCUGGUCCAGGGUGAUCGGGACAAGUCAAGCAUCCAAGGCCAAGCCACCGGUCUCCUCGCCGCGCCGAUGACAGUUGCCAACAAUGACAGUAUCGAAGACACGUCUAGCUCCUGCGUUCCGGCGAGCAGUACCACUCUCAUCUGCAUAUAUUUUUCUAGGAGAUGCACGGAUAUUGGGAGCGGCGCCUUGCUGGAGAGCGGCAGAGACGAGCUCAAGCUGGGGGAUUUCGGGCCGGUCUCGAUGAUCGUCUUCUCUCUGGCACCGAGAAAGCAGCCGAAAGAGUCCGGAAGCCAGGUAGGACGGAUCGUCAUUGCAAUUAAUUAGUUGCUCAGAAGAUCGACACACGGAAGCCCCCAACAUGACUGCAUACCGC
Messenger RNA from Hyaloscypha bicolor E, 843 nucleotides. RefSeq lists its product as uncharacterized. The transcript has a single exon. The record is from RefSeq and is a predicted model, not a curated record. Bases 330 to 794 code for a protein of 154 amino acids. NCBI's taxonomy places the organism in Eukaryota, Fungi, Ascomycota, Leotiomycetes, Helotiales, Hyaloscyphaceae.